AUGAAUUACGACGACCUAGUGGUGGCUUCACAAGAGAUCUUAACCUCACCGCAUCAACGGCCUCCCGUUUCGCUUUAUCCGGAAACAGAUAAACAAUUAAGAUCACGUAAAGCAAAGAAGGCAACAAGCAUGGAAAACCUCUAUGAAACCAAUAUGAUGUCUCUUUCACACGGUAACGAGUCCGCCCCCGCAUUGAACGGGAUACGCAAAGAAAGCAGCACGUUUGCAUUAAGUAAUAGGAAUAGCGGCAGCAAGAGAGAGGAUAGCGAUACCAUUGCAAGUUUGGGCAAGCUCGAUGGUCUAAAUAGCACUAGCACAAACUCGGCUUCCUUUACCAAUCAAAAUGGAAAUGCAUCGCAAAACCAUCGUCAAGAACGCAAAUCCUAUCGCUCGCCCCCCGCUACCUCGCCGCCUGCUGAACGUGAUUAUGCAACGGGCCCUCCCACCGAAAUAAUGCGAGAUCCGACAUCAGAGGCUUUUUCGACUCAUGCGUAUAGUUGGCCUAUCGUAUUUGCUGUUAUCCCGCCAAUGGUUCCUUGGGAACUUUACUAUGCUGCGCGCUCUCGAAGAGUAAUAAACGAGUCAAACACUCCGUCUGACCCGCAACUUGAAGAACAACGCGCCGCCGCCGCAAAAGAUCUUCGAAAACAGGAAAGAAAUGCACUCGCCCUGGUCGUUGCAUCUCCCAUUCUCGGCGGCUACGCUCUCCAUUUUGCCAAAAUGUCGCUCACGGAUUACGACAAAUACAUUACGCAUUUCAACAUCAACCUGUUUGUCUUUGCAGCCGGAAUACGACCGCUGAUGCACAUUGCAACACUGGCCAAGAACAAGACACUUCAUUUGCAAGAACAAGUACAUUAUCCCAGCACCGAAGUAGAAUUGUUAAAGAGACGGGUCCAGCAUUUGGAAUACGAGUUUUCGCAACUACGACGAGGCUUUGCCACAAAACGCGAAGUUCUCCAAGUGCGCGAUGGGUUCGAACCGACGCUAACUCAACUCAACAAGGCUAUGCGUCGAUGCGAGAAAAAAGAGGCAUGUCUUCGUACGUAUUCGGACGAGCGGUUUGCCUAUCUCGAAGAGAAACUCCGAGAAUUCGAUUCAAUCAUCACGUAUAGACUUCAGGAUGACCAAGUAGCGAGUCUACCAAGGUCCAUGAUGCAAGUAAUGUUUUUGCCACUGAACAUCACUGUGACCGUUUUGGGUUAUGCGCGGUAUUUCUUACCAAAGUCUUUGAGAGGCCGGAGUGCACCCAUGUUGCAACCACCUAAUCCGAGUGACGAAGAUGACACCGUUGUUGGUCACAGAAAGCUAUACGGAGAGUAUGGGCAACAAGGAAGCGAAGGAUUGCAGUCAAGGGAUUUGCAGAAAUAUCACUGA
Molecule: messenger RNA, 1377 nt
Organism: Paraglomus occultum
Lineage: Eukaryota; Fungi; Glomeromycota; Glomeromycetes; Paraglomerales; Paraglomeraceae
Source: the annotation of a GenBank genome assembly